Messenger RNA from Camelus dromedarius (Arabian camel), 6878 nucleotides. It is a transcript of the gene RIPOR2, whose product is annotated as RHO family interacting cell polarization regulator 2. The transcript is spliced from 17 exons. The record is from RefSeq and is a predicted model, not a curated record. Lineage: Eukaryota; Metazoa; Chordata; Mammalia; Artiodactyla; Camelidae. The coding region runs from base 3331 to 6075 and encodes 914 amino acids.
CCUCUUGUCUCUGCCUUUGGUUUUUAGUUCUCAGUCAGUGAUCGCUAUGCCUUCAGCCUGAGCAUAGCAUCUAGUCCAUGGAGAAUUUCUUACCCAGUUGAUUCCUGAGCUGAUUAGCAGUGAAUUCCACCAACAGGCAGUAAAGAUGGAGGAAAAAUCAGAAUGGAGAACCGAAUUAUCUAGCACAUUAUUUUUUACUCUACUUCAGUUCAACAAAUAGUUAUUAAGUACUUCCUAUGCAGCAUGCACAGUGCCUGAUAGAAGAUACAGUCUCAGUGGCAUCUGGUUAAAGAUGGAACCAAAUGGACCCUACAGAAAUACUCUUGCUUACCUAACACUCGGGUCCCACAUUCAACUUGGUACCCCCAAAACCUUCUUCAUGAAGGCCUUUAAAGUACAUAAAGUCAGCUGCUGUGUACCUCCCUGAAUCUUUCUCCAGUUCCUUCUACUCUUCUUCACACAGCUUGGUUUCCAGGUUCCUUUUCAUCCUCAUUGUCCCCCUCUAUGUAUACCAGGUUGUCGGGGUCCCUGACAUCCAGCCCUGAACCCUGCAAAUAGCUGACUGAUGGUCCCGCCAGCCUAGUGUGGAGUGGGACUCUCCCCCCUUGUUCUCGACACCAUCAGGUGAUAUCCGUACAACCUGGAAACAAUUUCCCUUUGAGGGCAGCUAAAUUGCACCAUUAGCAACUCUUGGUCUCAUCUGCACCCAUCAGCCCAUCUUCCAAGUGGAGAACCUGGAGGUUUUAGUGGUUCUCUCUACUAGGAGUCAGAAGCCUCAGAGUCUAGUUUGAUCUCUGCCAGUAGGCUUGAACAUCUAUAUGGACCUUGGCUUUCUACUCUGCAAUGAGGCCAGGAGGUGCACGUACUCAAUCUAGAUGAUCCUAAGAAUCCUUUCCAGUUUAAAAUUCUAUGAUGAUGUCUGUGUCUGUAAACAUGUGUAUAUAAUACUGCCUUUGUACAUUCCCACUUUGAAAGAUAUUUAUUACCUCGGCGAAUUUGAAAUUGCUGCUUUUUCUGAACUCAAUAAACAAAACAAUGACAUCCAUUAGAAGAUAUUUAGGUGACAGGUGAGCUUUGAAAUUACUGUUUAGUUUGAAAAAUACCAAGAAAACAAAAUUAGUAUCAGGUAAGAGUGUGUUUAUCCACCUUGCAUCCAUCGUUGUAAGAUAUAACAAUCCUAGUGGUUAUAAGAGGUUGGUGGUACUCUACCUGCAGCAUCUUAUGCACAGAUCCCUAACAAAUCCUAACAAAGUGUAUUUAAUUGAAUAAGUCAAUCAAUCCAUUUAUUUGAUGAGAGCCACUGCUGACAUCUAGAUAGAACUAAUACUUGCCUACAGAUGGGUGGGUCUCUGCUUAGGUGAGUACAUAGUUAUCCUUCCUCCUGAAGGUUAACUCCCUUUGGCUGAAUAGGUUGAUAUUUAAAUGGAAACAAGAAUAAACUUUUCUUUAAAGGCAAAGUAGUACACUAAGUCAUUAGGGCCGUACUACUAGUCCAGUGAGCAGUGUCCUUAUUAAGAGGAUUACAAUCUCAGAGACUGUGGACCCAGUAGGGGGGCAGAGGACUGAAGGGGCAGUCUCCCAGGAGGCCAUGUGGGUGAAUGUGUCCUGGCCUGCAUUGGAAGAGGCCCUUGUGUUUCUAAGUCUUGAGGGGAACCUCCCACAUCAGAACAGUCUGCCCUGUUUAUUUAAAAUUUCAGAUUGCUUGAAACAUUUGAAAAUGGUAAGGCACUAGAGAAUUGAAAGAAUCUUCCAUUCAAUAAAAAUGAAAAAUAAAAAAAAUUAAUUUUUAAAAUAAAUAAAUAGAAUAAAAAUUUCAGAUUCCUCGCCCAGCCCUAACCUACUGAAUCAGCAUCUUUGUGUGGGGCCUGGGCAUCAGCAUUUUAACAAGCUCACCAAGUGAGUCUGAGGUUAGUUUUAAAGUAUGGGAACCACCCUUUAUGCCAAUCACCUAACCAAAGGAUCUUAUAAGCAGAUAUGGUCACCCCUUCAGUCCUAUACCUCCAUCUUAAUCAGAGAGAAAUCCACCAACUCCUAAGAUGAAAGACUGUUCCUUCCAGGAUUUGGGCAGUUCCUCUCAGUAAAGUGGAGUGAAUUGUUGAAGAGCAACAAAGAAUCCUUAAACCAAGACAAUCACUUUCAGUCUCUGAAUGUUCGUAUUCUAAGCUAAGUAUCAUUGACAUUUGUAUCGAGAAAGCAACUGUGGAAAAUCAUCCCACUAACAGGCAGCAGUGAUGCUUUUUAGUGAUCAGCCAGAAGUUUGCCUUCAGAAAAAAGGGGAGUCUGAAACUCUGGAAUCCAUUCUAUUCAUCUCCACCUUCUUCUAGAUCUUACAGCUCAGCCUCCUUGUUGAGGGAACACAGUUUAUGCUGAAAUGAAAAACUCGAGUAGUUCUAGGUAGAUAACCAGAAAUAAUAGGUUUCAUUGGCUUCUGCUAAUGUCUGGUGAUACCAUUCUUUUUAAUCUGUCUGAAAAUUCCAGUUGUCAUCUGUGAUUGGUGUGUUGAUAACUAAAGACAGUACAAGACUGUGGAAGUAAGUAUCAUCUGGAAUAACUGUAGGUUCUCACCCUAAACGCUGUUGAUAUUUGGGGAUAAUUCUUUGUUGUAGGGGGGCUGUCCUCUGCAUUAUGGAAUCUUUAACAGCAUCCCUGACCUCUACCAACUAGAUGCCUGUAGCACCUCCCAGCUUUGACACUGAAAAAAAUGUUUCCAGAUGUUGCCAAGUGUCCCCUGGGUAUCUAAAUAGCCUUGGACUGGUUGAGAGUCACUGCCUUAGAAGCAUUAAGUGACUAUCAGGCUUAUACAAUGAGUAUGAUCAAAAGGGUAUAUUAUUAUUUAGAAGCCUAACUAUAGAGAUGUAGCAAAGGAAUAUUCAUUUCCAUUGCUCCCAUUUAUUUUUUAAAUUGUGUAUAAUUUACAUGCAAAAAAGUCACGGUUCUUAAGUGUUCAGUUUGGUAAGUUUUGACAGUUGUGCUUCACUCUAAUUUUAAGAAUAACUUACCUGUAUUUUCUUUUUUUGAGCCACAUCUUUCCAAAAAUCAUCUUCAAUAAAUAGCCUCAAAUUCUUUUUUAAAAGAAAUCUAAAUCUGGUUCUGUGACUAUCACCUUGUGACACUGUCUCCUAAAAUAAAGCGAUAAUGGCCCAGUCUAUUACAAAGUCGUCACAUUGGUAUGAAAUUCUGGGUACACCCUUCCAGUGUUUGUUCCUUAUAAAAAAGAGUCCUGCCUUCAUUGUCUAAUCCUUGUCUUACACAAUCCCCAAUGGUAAGUUCAUUUUCACUUUGUAGAAUUUGAAAAGAAGGCUCAGGGUACAAUCUGUUUUGAAAUAGAAAAUGGAUCAUAGUGGUGAAAACAAGAUUCAUCUGUCUAGAAGAAUGACACUUCUCCAAGACUCUCCUUUUGAGGUCGAUGAACUCUAUGAAGCUUAUUGUAUCCAAAGACGCCUCCAAGAUGGUGCCAGCAAAAUGAAGCAAGCCUUUGCAACUUCCCCUGCCAGCAAAGCUGCCCGGGAGAGCCUGUCGGAGAUCAACCGGAGCUACAAAGAGUACACAGAGAACAUGUGCACCAUUGAAGCAGAGCUGGAGAAACAGCUGGGGGAGUUCUCCAUCAAGAUGAAAGGUCUGGCUGGCUUUGCUCGCCUCUGUCCUGGUGAUCAGUAUGAAAUUUUCAUGAAGUAUGGCCGACAGAGGUGGAAACUGAAAGGCAGAAUCGAAGUAAAUGGCAAACAGAGCUGGGAUGGAGAAGAAGUGGUGUUCCUGCCCCUGAUAGUUGGAUUAAUUUCCAUCAAGGUCACGGAGCUCAAAGGGCUGGCGACUCACCUCCUGGUUGGCAGUGUGACCUGCGAGACCAAAGAGCUGUUUGCAGCCCGACCUCAGGUGGUGGCUGUGGACAUCAAUGACCUUGGCACCAUCAAACUGAACCUGGAAAUCACCUGGUAUCCAUUUGACGUGGAGGACAUGACCCCGUCUUCGGGCGCUGGGAACAAGGCGGCAGCCCUCCAGAGAAGAAUGUCCAUGUACAGCCAGGGCACCCCGGAGACGCCCACCUUCAAAGAUCACGCCUUCUUCUCGAAUCUACCUGAUGACAUCUUUGAAAAUGGGAAGGCCACUGAGGAGAAGAUGCCACUGUCCCUCAGCUUCAGCGACCUGCCCAACGGGGACUGCACCCUGACCCCCAACCCCACCAGCUCUGUCCCCACUGUUGGCUCAGCAAAUCCAGAAAUUACUAUCACCCCUGCUGAGCUGAACUGUGGCAGCCUUUCCUCCCAGAACGGGGGCAUGGAUGACUCCACCUCAGCCUCUUCCAGAAACUCCUCAGGAGAUGGUCCAGAGCCCAAGCCACAGGUGGAGGAAGACACAGAGGGACCAGGACAACCGCAGGCCUGCCGAGCCUCCGCGGGCCCCAGGGCUGAGCGCCUGUUUCUAGAGAAGGAUGUCGCGGAGGCCCUUCUGCAAGAGUCCGAUGAGGCCUCUGAGCUCAAGCCCGUGGAAUUGGACACUUUUGAAGGAAACAUCACGAAACAGCUGGUUAAGAGGCUCACCUCGGCAGAGGUGCCAGUGGCUGCGGAGAGGCUGCUCUCUGAGGGCUCUGUCAGUGGCGAGUCCGAAGGCUGUAGAUCCUUCCUAGAUGGAAGCUUAGAGGAUGCCUUCAAUGGGCUUUUCCUUGCAUUAGAACCACAUAAAGAGCAGUAUAAAGAGUUUCAGGAUCUGAACCAAGAAGUCCUGCACUUGGAUGAUAUUCUAAAAUGCAAGCCAGCAGUCAGCCGAAGCAGGUCUUCCAGUUUAAGUCUUACAGUUGAAAGUGCUUUAGAAAGCUUUGAUUUCCUGAACACCUCUGAUUUUGACGAGGAGGAGGAGGAUUGUGAUGAGGUUUGUAAUGUUGGAGGAGGUCCUGACUCGGUAUUUUCAGACACUGAGACUGAGAAAAAUAGAAAGAAACAGCUAACGUUCCGCUCGCCUUCCUGCUUCGACAGUUACAGAUCAGUACACCCAGAAGCCCGCGGGCAUCUCAGUGAGGCGCUGACUGAGGACACGGGAGUGGGGACCAGCGUGGCAGGAAGCCCUCUCCCGCUGACCUCGGGGAACGAGAGCCUGGACCUCACCAUCGUCAGGCACCUCCAGUACUGCACCCAACUCGUCCAGCAAAUUGUUCUCUCAAGCAAAACCCCAUUUGUGGCAAGAAACCUCUUAGAGAAGCUUUCAAGGCAAAUCCAAGUGAUGGAGAAACUGUCUGCUGUCAGUGAUGAGAACAUAGGAAACAUCAGUUCUGUCAUUGAAGCCAUUCCAGAAUUUCACAAAAAGCUGUCUCUGCUGUCAUUCUGGACCAAGUGCUGCAGCCCUGUUGGGGUCUACCACAGCUCAGCAGACAGAGUGAUUAAGCAGCUUGAAGCCAACUUUGCCAGAACCGUCAACAGGGACUAUCCAGGACUGGCCGACCCAGUGUUUCGAACCCUGGUGUCCCAAAUCCUGGACCGGGCUGAGCCCCUGCUUACCUCCAGCCUCUCCUCCGAAGUCAUCACUGUUUUCCAGUAUUACGGCUACUUUACCAGCCACGGUGUGAGUGACCUUGAGAGUUACUUGAACCAGCUGGCCAAGCAAGUUUCCAUGCUUCAGACUCUGCAGUCACUAAGAGAUGAAAAACUGCUCCAGGCCAUGAGCGACCUCACGCCCAGCAGCCUCCCAGCCCAGCAGGAGAUCCUCAGGACUCUGGCUCUGCUCUUAACCGGCGAUGACAGUGAAGUUAGUGAGGCUGUGAUGCUUUACUUGGCAGCAGCCUCCAGAAACGAGCAUUUCAGGGAAAAGGCCUUGCUCUAUUACUGUGAAGCACUGACAAAGACUAACCUCCAGCUCCAGAAGGCAGCUUGCUUGGCCCUGAAAAGCCUGAAGGCUACUGAAAGCAUUAAAAUGCUAGUGACAUUGUGUCAGUCUGAUACUGAAGAAAUCAGGAAUGUGGCCUCAGAAACCCUCUUGUCUCUUGGAGAAGAUGGGCGGCUGGCCUAUGAACAGUUGGACAAAUUUCCUCGAGACUGUGUUAAAGUUGGAGGUCGUCACGCAAGUGAAGUUGCCACGGCCUUUUAGUUGCCAGUUAACUCUGCCUAACAGCUGUCUUAAUAAAUGGCCCUGUUAACCAAGAUGGUGCUUUGAUUUAGCUGGAAACUGUUGAAGUUGUCUGGAAAUUUAACAUGUUACAGAAGGAAUUCAAAGUCCAGUUUCACAGCACCUAUCUACUUUUCCUUUGGCCAACAGAACAGGGCUAUGUAUAUUUCAGUAGAUUACGUUGUUGACUGCAUCUGAGGACACUUAGUAAAAGAGUCCGUCUUAUCUAGUAUGUAUGGAAUUUUAAAACAGCCAUCGUUGUACCUUUUUGGAAGCUCUUCUAUAAGCUUGAAAUAGUCAUGUGAUAAUUUGAUAAAUAUCAUACGCCUUGCAGUUUUUCCUCUGUCGUGUUCUCCAGGUUGAGUGGCCCCCUUAGCUACCUGGUUUUACCUUAAAUGUAAAGUACAAAAAAGGAUUUCUUCAAACAAAAUUUUGCCUGCAGAACCUGGUGAAGGGACACAUUGUAAGAGUUUAAUUUUUUUCAAUUUCAUUUUUUCAAGCUUCCACUAUUGCUUUUGUUUCUUUUGUCCAUCUUGAAAAUUCCAAAGGCAUGUUUCCAUUACGGUAAAAAAAAAAGGGUAGAUGACCAAGAACCACUUUAUUAAGAUUAUACCUGCACUCAUCUAAAACAAGAUGUUCAAGGCAGGGAGGGUAUGGCUCAGUGGCAGAGUGCUUGCUUAGUAUGCAUGAGGUCCUGGAUUCAAUCCCCGGUAACUCCCCUAAAAAAAAAAAAAGAAAAAGAAAAAUAUAAGAAAUAUAACCAAGUGUAGCAUGUGGCUCUUCAA